Molecule: messenger RNA, 2570 nt
Organism: Babjeviella inositovora NRRL Y-12698
Lineage: Eukaryota; Fungi; Ascomycota; Pichiomycetes; Serinales
Exons: 1
Coding region: 138-2420 (760 amino acids)
Biological process (GO): chromatin remodeling; regulation of DNA-templated transcription
Cellular component (GO): nucleus
Molecular function (GO): ATP-dependent H2AZ histone chaperone activity
Source: RefSeq, a predicted model, not a curated record
GCGCAGACGUCAUGUGAUAACCACGACACUCGCACGACCUUUUCAUCGCUUUUUACGCGGCAGCAGAUCAGUAUUUACAUUUGUUCUUUAUCUUCCACCCACUCCCAAUUCGACUACAAACAUCCACAUACGCCUUUAUGAAGCCCGAGGAUAGUCUUAUCGCCACCAGGGCGCGCAGAGCCAACGCCGGCUCACGCCUCAAGCAUUUGCUCGAGCUUGAGGAGAUCAACAACGAGCUCACGUUCCAGCUGCAUAACGACGACGACGAUAACGUGAAUUUGCUUUUUCAAGAAGACGAGGACGAUGGAGAGUUUAUGGACGAAUCAGAAGCUGGUGAGGUUAGUGAUGAAGAUGAGGAUAAUGAUGAUAAAGACAAUGGUGAUCAGAACGAUAAUUACUAUGCUGAGAAAUCUGAUGUCGAUGGGAAAUCCGAUGGUGAGAAGUCUGAUAUUGAUGAGAAGCCUGAAGGUGAUGAGCUAAAAAGUGACAGUGAUAGCGAAGGCGGACUGCUCAAACGCAGACGAGACGAUGAGAUGCUCACAGAUUCCGAUCUCUCUUCGUCGGAAAGUGACGAAUCGGAAGGCGAAAAGGAGCUCCAAGCACGGGAAAAGUCGCGGAAACGCCAAGAACAGAAAAAGGUUCGCGCGGUCGUGGCGCCUAAAAUCACCCAGCGACCAAAGCCAGCGGCGCCCAAGCCCAAAAGACAGGCGGUGGAGGCCGUAUCGCUUCUCUCGGAUAGCCGGCGGUCGUCCACGCGGCGUGCAGCCGUAGAAAACAAGCUUGCAGUGGUGAAAAAGCUCCAAGAAACCGAGGAAAGGCGAAUUAAGUACUUCCUGUCACAUACGCAAGCUACGAAAGAAACGGAACCCGAACUCACCCAGGAGGAGCGAUUGUUACAAGCUGUGGAAACCGAGAAGCUGAACAUCUUGUCCUUAAACAGGCUUCACGAGCAGGAGGAGAUCAGGCAAGAGAGGCAGCGGAUGCUCCAUGCGGCAAAGAAGAUGGUUCUCGGCGAUGUGUGCAACUUCACAUCGCGGUUGGAGUAUGUGACGCCGCUCGCGGAGAUCCAGGAGUUGCAGCGGCUCGAGGAGUUGCGGCUCUACCAGUUGCGGAAUAAGUCACGGAGGGGCAGAAAAAAAAAGUCGGUGAUAGAGGCGGAGAGACUAGAAGCGGAGAGACUAGAAGCGGAGAGACUAGAGGUUGAGAGACUAGAAACUGAACGAAAGGAAGCUGGUCUCAAUGAGGUUGAACCGACUGAGGUUAAGAAUGAGGUUACGGGAGAUCAACCGAAUAAUGGUGACCAGGUUAAUGAUGAAGAGCAAGUUGAUGACGAAGAUUUAGUCAAGGAUGGUGAGAUUGAUGAGGUUGGUGAGAUUGAUAAGGUAGGUGAGGUUGAUGAGGUUGGUAAGGUUGAUGUGGCAGGUAAGGUUGAAGCUAGUCAAUUUGAAAUCACAUCGACCAAGCCAAAGAUUGUAAAUGAGGCUACGACUACGCUGAUGAAUAACAUAGCAGAAAGCCCAAACAAUGAUCUGACCAACUCCGGUGAAACCAAGGCUACAGAUGUUGACGUCGAAAUGGUGGAUGCGGAAGAGAAACCAAAUCAAGAAGAUGUUAAAAGCGAAACCAUCAUCAAAUCAGAACCAACUGAUGGCAUAAAGACAAAAUCAGUCACGUUCGCGAUCCCUGAUACUGAACUGCAGGCGGAAGAAACUUUCCCUGUGAGUGAAUCUCCAUUACCAGAGUUAGAAGGUUCCGAACCAGCGGACACCUAUGAAGGCCCCUCGCUCAAAGUGGCUUGUAACUACGUCAGUUUCCGUGACCUUUCUCGCGAAGGCACCCUCUACAAGCCUGAGAACACCAAAGAGAUGCUUUUUGGCGAACAGUCACUUCUCACGGCCCAUCGUCGGUCCUCCAAGGUGGAAACCAUCAUCCGCAUCACCUCAUCCCUCUCCAACGUCAACCUUUCAACCAACAUCGAUAACUUGUUCAAACCGUACGAACAGAUCUAUCUGCGCGAGUUCGACCAUCUCGCCGAAUUGCCCCGAUUUGGAGAGUUCGACAAACAAGUGAGAGAGAUUGUCAAGAUCGAGGACGAAGAGGAGUUCAAGGUGGAAAUCCUCACCGAGGCGCCUUCUGGGAUCUUGUAUCCGAACGGCUCCAAGAAGCGCUGUUUUAUUACCGGUACGAGCGCAAUCUAUUUCGACCCCAAGAGUGGGAUUCCUUACUCCAGUGUGGAUGCCUACAAGGUUAUCCAGCGGAUUCAGGAUGGCUUAGUUCCUUGGUGUGACUUUUCUUGCGCGGACAAGGAGGAUGACGAAUCCGAGCCUGGUGCGGUAGAGUUUGGCAAGUACGGAGCAUACAUUGGUUUGGCGGGCGAACAACAGCAUGCCAAGGGCGUGCCUGAAGGGUUUGAUGGUUAGUGCCAAGUGGAUUUAACCAAAAUAAGACUAAGGAGUUUUUUUUUUCUAUACGUUAAUCUCUCCGGGGUUGAUAUGCAUGUAUGGAACAGCAUAGUAAAUAAUUACGAACUAGUUAUUGAAUUCAGGAUAGACUGCGUUUCGACUUUUAGC